This is a messenger RNA of Nothobranchius furzeri (turquoise killifish), 2260 nucleotides long. It is a transcript of the gene plvapb, whose product is annotated as plasmalemma vesicle associated protein b. Gene Ontology annotation, biological process: positive regulation of cellular extravasation; regulation of vascular permeability. The record is from RefSeq and is a predicted model, not a curated record. NCBI's taxonomy places the organism in Eukaryota, Metazoa, Chordata, Actinopteri, Cyprinodontiformes, Nothobranchiidae.
CGGACAUCGAUGUGUCUGCAUCCCUACAGCGCUCAGAAUCUCACACUCACUUCUUCUCUGAUCGCCUGGGAGCCUCAGCUGAGAAGAUUCAACCGCAGGGCGGGGGACUUGUGGAGUUUUUUUUUUUUUUGUUUCCACCGCUUUUCUGCAUAGAUCAUCAAUCUCCAGCAGCAACCAUUUCACCUCCACCGGUCAUGUACAGCUCCAGCUACUCCCAGGCCAAACUCGGGCCGCUGUCGAGGGAGCAGCUGCACAAACCGAAGGGGAAAAGCUGCGGAUACUACAUGAGGAUCAUCUUCUUCUUCUCAUCUCUCAUCCAGUCGCUCAUCAUCGUCAGCCUGGUGCUCUUCCUCAUCUAUGGGCAGCCGGAGAAAUCUGCGGAGGAGAAAAGGAUCAAGGAGCUGGAGAUGGGCUUCAACAUGCUGAGUGAUAACAACGUGAAGCUGAAGAAGGAGAAGGGUGAGCUUGGAGUUCAGCUGUCGGCUCGGACAGCAGAAAAAGCUGCUGUAGAGAGAGAAAUGAUGAAGCUAAAAAUGAAUUUCACCAGCGUGGACCAGGAUCUUCGAAGGAAAUUGGCUAACUCUGAGAGGGCUUAUGCCUCUGCGAUGGCGAUGGCGCGACGGCCCUCCCCUCCCAUUCAACCCCCCCCAUUUGUCUCAUCUAACAAUGAAUUAAAGGUCUUGGAGAGCCUCAACGCUCAGCAGAAAACUAUGAUUGACCUCCUUCACUCAAACUUCACUCAGACGGUUCAAUAUCUGAGCCAGGAGAGAGACAGCGCCCUCAGAGACAGAGACACACACCUCACAGAGACCAUCAAUCUGCGCACAGACAACAGAAACCUGAAGGACCAGCUCACCGCCUAUACUAGGAAGUGUAAAGAGGACUUUGCUCACUCCCUGAACGGGAUCCAGACGGUGACUAAAGCUUUCCUGGAACAGAUCAACAACUUGUUUCCCCACCAGCUGACCUUCCACCUCACCUGCAACAGCCAGAAAGAGCAACUAGACAAGAUUAAAAGCAGCUGCACGAACCUCUCCAGAGACGUGGAGAAUAAGUUCCAGCUGUAUCUGAAUAGCGUGGGAAACAAGGUGGCAGAGAUUCAAGCCCAGUCCAGUAAGAUGGAGGUGCAGAUCAAAUAUUUCAAUUCCAGUCUGCAGCGGUGUGAACAAAAGCACAGUGAGCUGAUUGCCAGAGCUGCCAAGGACUUAGAGCUCAAACAGAAAGCUCACGAUGACCAGGUGGAAAAACUAUUGGUGGAGCAGAACAGACUGAGAGACCAGAAGAAACUCCAGGAUGAGAGGCUUGCUCUGAAGGAAAAAGAGCUUCAGACCCUGCAAGGAAUUCUGCCCAACAACAAGGCUGGCCCAGCUGGUUCCCUUCAGUCGGCACCGCAGCAGAGCCGACAGGCUCCGGCUACCUGGUCCCUCAGCGGCACACACGGCAGCAGCAGAGCUCCAACAGUUGGUUGAAAUCCUUUCAUCCUUUAUCUGAACUCUGCUGCAGCAACAUUGAGAGGAAAGUGAGACAGCUCCAGCUGAUCAUCAUUUUAAAUGAACGUGUGUAAACCGCUGUCAUCACACACUUUGCUGCACUAGUGAUGACGGGAUCUGUUAAUGGAUCUUUUCUCUUUCUCCUCUUUUUGAGUUGGGGUGUAAAAAGGAUCCAAAUGUAAAGAUUUAAAUGGCACGGGUGUAAAUAUUUCCUCUUGUGUGUGACUGAUUCAUCCAGCUAAACAGACUCAGGUUAGAUUCAUUGUCCUCGGUCUCUUUUGUGUCUGCAGCAGUAAAAAUGAGCUACAGCUGCUCCUAAAAUAGCUCCGUCCAGAUUUCCUGGUGGUUCAUAUGGAUUUCUAAUGCAGACGUAAACACAUCAUCAAACCUGCACUUAUUAGCAGCUCCUCAUCCUAAUAGGUCAGAAAGGAGAAGACAAUAACGGCAUGUUUAUGAUGGUGAAAAAGGGUCGAGACUAAUAAUCAGCAGUUUUAUGGCACAUUUUACAGUUUAACUAGCUGAUAUAGGAACUGUUGUGAAACUUUACUGCUUCCUUUUCCUUUCAGAAGAGAAGAGCACAAACAGUUCUGAGGCUGGAAGCAGCUGCUGGGCUUUUUUAUUAUUAUCAUUAUUGUUAUGAGUUCAUUUUGGUACACUGAGACAAAGUCUUACUCAACAAAAGAAGACCUUUAAGAUUAAAUAAUUAAAGCAGCGUUUAGUUGUGAUUUUUGUAAAUUUUGUAUAUUUUAAUAAAAAGGAAUCGCUAAAAA